GCUUCUGGUACAUACCUAAACUUUGAUUAAAAGCACGUUAUAAUCAAUCUUGUUACCCUGUUUUCUUUAUCUAAUUUUCUAAUUGUUCCUCAUAGUUCAGCUGUCGUACUGAUUUUAGAUUUCUUGAAAUUAAUUGGUAAAUUUUCAUAUUCUCAAGUUGAGAUAAGAUGAAAGCUGUACUAGACCCCACUGUCCUCCCAGAGGAAAAUCCCAGGCCAAGUAGAUUUCCUAAUUGAUAAAAUCCUAUCCAACCCAGAGUUUAAUUGUUACUUACAAGCUACGCUAUUUUCGUAAGCCUACUAUUAUUAUUAUUAAAGGCCGAAGAAUUAAAUUUGCAGAGAUGGAUUAAUUUAGUGUUUCCUUGUUUGCAGAAGAGAAGCUGUUGCUCUACCAGACAAUAAAGAGAAGGAUGUUGGAUAUAAUGAGCAGUCCCUUAAUUUCUCCUCAACCACUAGCAUGGAGUGCCAUCAGACUCCCUUUUUUUGCAGUGUACCGAAGAUACGAAAUGGUCUAGCUACUGAGACUGGACAUUCUUAUUGAUGAAUUAAAAGCCAGACAUGUAGUCAAUGGUUUAAGAGCAACGGAGGGUAAUCUGGUGAUCACACCAGGCACUUCUGGUGGGGAAAUGAGAUCUGAUGGCUCAACACUAGAACGGUCAGUUAUGCAUAAUCAGCUUGAAUUAUGAAUAAAAAUAUCAUUCAAGACAUGGCCAAUAUGUAAGCCUCGUUAAAAAAAUUAAUUUAUUUUUGGAGUUGGAUGUCCUGACUGCUAACAGAUCCAAUAAGAAAAGGCCUCAUAACAUCACAUCAAAACAUAGUGGGUGUAGCCUUGAUCCAGUAGUUGAAGAGAAUUUAACUGACCAUCCUGAUCCAACUUUCGAGUUAUCCAGGCUAUCAGAAGAGGACCAGACAGCUGAUCGAGAAUUGUUGGUGGAAACUGGACCUUCACAAACCCAACAAUAUCCCGUCAUCAGUCAGCCUAUUGACAAGAUGACUGAUACCAUCCAAUGUACUUAUUCUACUGAUUCCCUUAAGUCUAAAACUAACCUUACAUCUGUAUGUAACAUCUCAAUCAAUUCUGCGCCUUCUUGGUCUUAAUUGGCUGCAGGCAUAUGAAAACACAUUUUGAAACUUCAGGGGCCCUCAAGUAGAGUCCCUGAACCACCUAGCUGCUGGAAUGAACAAAAAAGGGGCAGCUCUGCUCUUCUACCAGACUUGUGGUGUUGCAUACAUAUACUUUCCUAACAAUUACAUUUAUUUAUAUAAUGCUUUUAUUUCAGUUGUUUAAAGUAAAGUAUCAACUUCAAUCAUCUCAGAUAAUGAGAAACUGAAAUUGAUGGCUAACAUAUGUGCAGUUCUUGCAUCCCAUGAUUUCCUAAGAGUUCAACAAAAGAUGCCUUACUGAGAUAUUAUCAUCUCCCAAGGACCAAAGAUGUGACAUAAGGUUUCUACUAGUCUUUCAUUCGAUGUUCCAAUGUUUUUGUUCUCUAUGACAGACAGAUAUGAUCAUCUGCAGGUUUUAUUACUUGAACAGUUUAAUUUUUCAUGUUAUGAUCUAUUUAAGAAACACAAUUGCAAGCACCCACUUUAAAAUUAGGAAAUAGUGAGCAUAGAAACCAGGAAUUCUUCAUUUUUUUAUCUUGACACUUCCCACCCAUGAAUACUUUAUGGACUCAAUACAAUAGUUCUUGGUAUACUUUAGUCAAAAUUCUUGCUUCUUUUGCAGACUUGAUGCACCCAUGUUCUUGAUAAUAUAUUCGAUUACUCUGGAAGUUUCACUUAUCAUAAACUUUUUUAUUUACUCUUUCCAUUGUAUUCUUUUAACAUUCUGUCACAAAAUGUUGCAAACUGUGCUCUAUUUUGCAAUGCUAUGCUUUAGCAGCAAGAAACACCGCUCAUUCUA
Molecule: messenger RNA, 1902 nt
Organism: Rubroshorea leprosula
Lineage: Eukaryota; Viridiplantae; Streptophyta; Magnoliopsida; Malvales; Dipterocarpaceae
Source: the annotation of a GenBank genome assembly